CUUCUGCAAGAUCCUCGCAGCCAUUUUCACGAAAAUGUUGCGGGCGCCAUGUCCGUGGAAGAACCAGAAAAAGCCUUCGAACAUAAACACAAUAUUCUGCGUCUGCAGUCUCGCACCAGGGCAUCUGUGAAACCGCCGGGGACAUAAACAAAGCUGAGGGUAUCAAAGCUGUGUUGAGACAGUGUUAAACAUGAGAGCGGAUAUAAUGUCUGUUAAGCGUCUCAUGUGUUGUUGAGACGCGUAAACCGUGAGUUUUUCUCCAGACUGUCAGUAACGUUAUAUCAAAACCUUCAGCCAACGAGUGACUGAUGCUCCUUACUCUGGUUGCGGAGAAGGGCCAGUUCCGCUUCCAACCAUCAUGGCUUUUGUGAGCCUCUUCUCCAGUCCCCCAAGCCCCGUACUUGACAAAAACAUGACAGACUGUGAGCUGACAGGGGAAGAAAGGGAGGAUGGCGAAUUGGAGGAUGGAGAAAUAGAUGAUGAAGGCAUAAGCAUAGAAGAAGUGAAGGAAACUAAGGAGGAGUCUGAAGAGGUUGAGAAAGAGAAAGGAAAAGACAGAGAAAAAGAUGAAAAGUUACACCGGCAUUCCCGAAAACGACACAGGAAAAUUAAAGAAAAACGACGGUCGAAGAGAAGGAGACGAGACCGUCAAAAGCAUCACUCUCCAUCCAGUGGCUCCAGCUCAGACAGCUAUGACUCAGAGCACGAGCGUCAAGACAGACCUAAGAGCAAGAAGAGCAAAGGAACAUAUCGUGACCAUGAUGGAGAAUUGGUGCAGCGGGAAAAUGAACCCACAAAACCACCAAGAUCAAUGCAGCGCAAGAACAGCGAUUUAGACAAAUACAGUGACUACAGUGAAGAAAAGUAUGACUAUGAUGAAGAGGAGGAUUUCUCAGAGGAGCUGUCUAAAUACAAACAUGCUAAAGAGUCAUCUGGUCAUGGCAAGGCAGGGCCUAAAGACCAGGCCAAGAGACCAAUCAUGAAGGGACAACAAAAACAACAACAGCAGUUUGGUGGGCAGCGUGGUAGAGGUCGUGGUGCCAUUGGCAGGGGACGGGGAAUGCCGAACAAGAAUAAGAAACAGAAGGGCAAGAACUGGGGCCGGGGUCGUGGUCGAGGAGGAGAACAGGGUGGAGGAGAUGGGGAUUCUAAAGGUCCACCCAAUUUCCAGAAGAAGCGGCCAAUCAUGAGCCAGGAAUUCAUUAAUCAACAUACGUUUGAACACAAUGGGAGGCACAUUUGUAAAUAUUUCCUGGAGGGUAGAUGCAUCAAAGGGGACCAGUGCAAGUUUGAACAUGAUAAUGUUGUCCCAGAGAAGAAGAAAGAACUGUGCAAGUUUUAUGUCCAGGGAUACUGUACCAAAGGAGAUAUCUGUAUAUACAUGCACAGUGAGUAUCCGUGCAAGUUCUUUCACACCGGAGCAAAGUGUUAUCAAGGAGACAACUGCAAGUUCUCCCAUGAACCUUUAACCGAUGUUACCAAGGAACUUUUGGAGAAGAUCCUAAAUAUAGACGAGGAAACUGUCAAUGAGGAUGAGCUGGAGUUAGAAGAUCUGAGAAAACAAGGAAUCGCUCCACUACCUAAACCACCUCCAGGAGUUGGAUUGUUACCCACUCCUGGACCUGGAAGUCCACCGGAUGGAGGCAAGAAGAUCCCCUCUCUUUUUGAGAUUAAAGUUCAGCCUACUGUGGACUUGGCACAGAAGAUUGCUCUAAGGCCCAAUUUCUACAACAGUACAUCUCCCCCUGCUGGACAGUUUCAAGGUGGUCCACAGUUUGGCAGUAGCCCUGAGGAUAUGCAGGCUGGCAAUAUGAUGUCUUCUCCUCCCAAUCCUUCCCAUUCCCCUCAUCCAGGCUCCAUAGGGAGCCCUCCCCUUCCAUUCACAGGUCCAGGAAUGCCCCAAAGCCCACCAGGCCCACCUCCACCCCAGGGUUUUGGCCAGUGCUCUCCUAGGCCACCUCUAGGUCAGCCGCCUGCUUUUCAUGGAAACAUGCAGCACAUGAACCGUCCUCCACUGACUCAACAGGGGGCUCCAUUUCAACCUGUGCCUGACAUGCAAAUGAACAUGCCUUUCCAAAACAUGGGCCAGAUGCCCUCGGAGUUCUUCAAGAAUUUGUUUAGCAGCCAGUCUCUGGCCCAAGGUAAUGAGGGACCCAUGCAGGACUCGCAGCCACAUGGUAACGCUGAUUCCAGUGGGAUGCAGGACUUCCUUCCGGUUGUACAGAAGGCUUUGCUUUUACAUCUCAACCAGAACAAGCAAGACUCUGACUCUCACAGGGAUGAGGGACAAGGGUCUGCACCUCCCAACAGAGAGAAAGAUGAAGCCCCUAAUUGGUACUCCAGUGAUGAGGAAGAGGGCAGUAGCGUAACAGCCAUCGUUAAUACUCUGAAGAAGCAGAAUGACAUGCUGAAAAACCAGCCUAGCUUGGGACCAGCCGACCCCAGACUCCAGAAGGAACGAGUUUUGCCCAACGAUCCUCGAAUAAAAGCUGACCCACGUCAGCGUCCCCCAGAUCCCAGGAAAGACGCUGGAGAUGGUAUCGGGGACCCCAGGCUUGCCAGAGACCCACGCAAGAUGAAACCUUUGGACUCCUCCAAACCUGACCCUCAUCGCCACCCAAACCCCCCCGUGUCCCACAAACCUCCCGCCAGAGAGGAUGAUGACGAAUGUGAGAGAGAGCUAAGGGAACGAGCAGCCUUGAUCCCGUUGGAUCCCAGCCCUGGAGCCGCGCUGCGAGACCCCCGCUGUCAAAUCAAGCAGUUCAGUCACAUCCGGGUGGAUAUUCUCCUCCAGCGUCCGGCGUUUGCGCAGACCGUGGUUUGGGCUCCAGAGGACCUCAUUCCUCUGUUGAUUCCCAAACAGGAGCCCUCCAUAAAUCUUCCGCUCCCACCUUUAAUCGCAGAUGCUCAGCUGAACCGUAGUCUUUCCUCCCCACCGGAUCACCCUCCAUCAUCAACCCCAACACCUCCUGAUCCACGUCUGGCAGCCGCCCGCUUCAAAGAGGGAGUCGGGCGACUCGGCAGUCCUCCUCGUAGGACUGUGGAUACUCGUCACCACCACCCGGACAAGCCCGUGGACCCACGUACACACAAGACUCUUGAUCCCAGAAUCAGCCGGUCUGGAAGCCUGGACUCCAAGCUACCGGGAAUAAGGGAGAGUACAUCUGGAGGAGGAGCCUCUGACCCGCGGCUACAGCGUGGAUCUUCAAACCAACCGGUUGGCGCUUCCACUAAGCCCGAGUCGGAAAAGUUGCCCCCAUAUGCUCCCCGCCUGGCGUCUUCAAUGGGUGCAGGUCUUGAAAGCCCAACCACGCUGUUAGGCGGGAUAAGUUUAUACGAUCCACGCAAUCACAGCCUACUCUCCCCGAAACGUGAAAGUGAGGAGCACCCUAAAAAACCAAGUAUCCUAAAGCCGUCUGCGAAGCUUCCAAGCUCUCCACCAUAUGCCUCGCCGUCACAGGGAACAGGAGUAGAAAAAGACGAAAAAAGUCCACUUGAUGACUCUGAGAGCAACACAGGUGGCUGUCCGUCAAAUCCUCCUGUGCCUACCGUAAUGCCAGCGUCUCCUUGCUCGCCAGUCCGGGCGGCAGCUCCCGCUGUGCACAACUUGCCUAUCCAGGCACUAGCAGGACUGAUACGGCCUGCUUACACUGACCCGCGGCAGAACAAACCUGUGGGCCCUGCUGCUGGGACUCCGCAAGAAGAUGAGGAGGACAAAGACAGUAAGAAGAAAGACAGGCCCUUGAGGGAUGUCUUUAAAACCUUUGACCCCACAGCCUCUCCAUUCUGUCAGUAAACACGCCUAUACUGAAUAUAGCUCAUGCAUUUACUGUAUUCUGUACAUCUGUUCUUUGUAUUCACCCUGCAUGUAUAUGAAGCUUUUCUAUUUAUUUAUAUUGGUUUGUACAUAUAUUCUCCACUGCUGCAUCAUGAUCUAACCAGAUAUAUUUUUCUUUUGGCCUCUUGUGCAUAGAUUCUCAUUGGAUAGGCAAGGACUUUAUUUGCUCAAUAAGCAUUUUAAGUACGUUUGUAUCUGGUAUAUGGAGACUUUGGUAAGCAGAGUCUGCUAAACUGGUGAGUAUAUGUAAUAUCAGUGACGCAAUGGUUCCGUUGCUGUCAGCGGUUAAAAGGGAUGUGUGGCUUAAAGUAUUCAUAUUUGUAGUACUGUGUAAUGCAUAAAGCUAUAAAAAAAUAUAUAAAAUUUAGCUAAAUUCCCACAGUAUUUAUCACAUAACUACUUACAAAGUAUAUAUAAACACUGUAAUAUAACAGCACUUCUAUGUCUCAUUCAUGUCAAGUGUGCAUUUCAUCAAAGCAUUUGUGAUUUUGGUGAUGAAAAGGUUCGUAUGAGAUUCCAUUCAGAGAAUCUCUGUUGUAAAUGGUUUUCUUUUUA
Sinocyclocheilus rhinocerous is the source of this 4393-nucleotide messenger RNA. RefSeq names its product zinc finger CCCH domain-containing protein 6-like. The record is from RefSeq and is a predicted model, not a curated record. The transcript has 12 exons. NCBI's taxonomy places the organism in Eukaryota, Metazoa, Chordata, Actinopteri, Cypriniformes, Cyprinidae. Gene Ontology annotation, molecular function: RNA binding; metal ion binding. Bases 359 to 3796 code for a protein of 1145 amino acids. Gene Ontology annotation, biological process: negative regulation of DNA-templated transcription. Gene Ontology annotation, cellular component: nucleus.